AUGCCCGCGGUACAACACCGACGCUCCCGUGCGGGCUGCCACCGCUGCCGGCAACAGCACAAGCGCUGCGACCAGCACAAGCCGGCGUGCGUGCGGUGCCAACAGGCGGGCAGCGCGUGCAGUUAUGCGCUCAACAUUCAAUGGGGCGGCCGGGCGUUUCCCAAGAUGAUGGGCAGCUAUGCCGGCCGGGUCCAGCGGCUGAGCAAUGGCGGCAGCAGCGGUGCGCUGGACAUGGACGGGCGUGGGGGGUUCGUCUACAUUGCGCAGCCGUCACCACCCGCGCCGGCAGCACGCCCACGGCCCGACCGACCCCGGCGGCCGAGACGAGACGAGCCACGUCCCACGGCCAGAAGAACGUCACCACCACCCAGUGCAAUGGAAGACGCUCCUGCGUGCGACCCAAACGGCGUCACGACCGUGUCGCGACGGCCGACGUCAGUCUUCUUGGCCCCCCAGAUCGACAUGCCCGAGCUCUCGCCGUCCAGCCUCUCCCCCUUGCACCGGUUCCUGUUCCACCACUACAUGCACGAGACCAUUCGGCUCACGGCGCCCAGCGACUAUGCGCGCACGGAAAUCUGCCGCCUCGUCGUGCCCAUGUCGUUCCGCCACCCGUGCCUGCUGUACGCCGUCCUCGCGUUUGGUGCACGGCACGUGCACGCGCUGGGCGGCUUCCCGGUGGGCGUGCCGGGCGACCGCUUGAUUAUGGAGCUCGAGGACGAGAGCAUGCGGCACCUGCGGCAGCAGCUGUCGGACGGCCCGCACCUGCACCAGCAUGCCUCGGUCGCGCUGGCCACGACCCGGACGCUCUGCCAGUCGCAAAUCUUUGCCACGGGCCACGCCUGGCGGACGCACCUGGAGGGGGCACGAGCCAUUCUGCAAGCUGUGGGCGACGCGCAAAAGACAGCACCACACACCAAAUUGUCGUCGUCGUCAUCGUCAUCGUCGUCGUCGUUAGAAUCAGAGCUGGAAGUGUUUUUGGCCAGCUGGUACGACAACGUGGAGGCACAGGCGGCACUGACACCGCUCGGCUUGCGUCGAGGCCAGUUGGAGAUGGCGCAUACGCGACGGAACAGCGUCCGACCGCGGACGAAGAACAGCGAGGACGUCUACUUUGACGUGUUUGGCGGCGUGGCCUCGGACGUGCCGGACCUGAUACGCGAGGUGGGGGCGCUGGUCAUGGAGAAGCGGCGCUCUAUGAAAGGGGGCAGCGAGAGACGGGUGGUUGACGCUGAGCAUGAUGAGAAGGAGCAGGACGACGACCAAGCCGACUGUAUUCUGUCUGCGGACGACAUUGCCCGCGAGGCCGAAGCGCUCGUCAGCGCCAUCCACGUCCGUCUCCAGCGGGACGCCGUUGGCAACACCCUGCGCCGCCUGCAAAGCGACGACCGCGUGGCCCGCUCGCUGCCUCGCGAUGCCAUGCACGACUACGCCCUGAGCAACGCGGGGUUCUUGCAUACGGCCCUGCUGUACAUUCACGGUGCCGUGCAGGGCCUGCCGCCGACGGCGCCGUGCAUUCAGCACUCGGUGCAGCAGAUCCUCUGGGCCUCGGACAACAUGCGGUCGCCGUCGGCUCCGCUGUCCCCGCGUGUGCUCAUGGCCACGCCUCUCUUCUCGGCCGGGCUGUGGGCCCUGCCUGACGCCCAAGUCGCGAUCCAACGGUCGUUUGCCGCCAUGGGCAUGUGGAUGCGGACGCCGCACAAUCGGCGGUCGGCGGCACUCCUGGCAUACGUGUGGAGCAAGACAGCGGCGAGCCCGGAGGCAUGCCACGAUGUGCUGACAUACUUGGCUCCCUUUGGCUGGCUCCCUCGGAAUGAACCUGAGCAGACACGACUGGUCCUUGGGCCGCGACGAGAUGAUCUGAUCGGACAUGGACAUGUCGGCGGGCGGCUUCCCGUCGGUGUCGGCCAGCACGGUCUGGAACUGGCUGUAGACGUCGCGCAGCAGCAGCUUCAUCUCGGCCAUGGCCAGGUGGCGGCCGAGACAGCCGCGGCCGCCGUUGGAGAAGGCAAAGAAGCGGCGAUUCAUCUCGGCAUCGAGCUCUGCGUCCGCACCCAGCCACCGCUCCGGGUCAAAGGCGUCCGGCCGCGAAAAGACAGCCUCAUCGAAGCGGUGCAUCGUGUAUGGCUGGCAGCUCACAAUGGUGCCGGCGGGCAGCCAGGUGCCGUCGACCUCGCGGCCGCCGGCGGGGACGUACCGCGGCAGACUCAUGGGGAUGGAGGGGAAGACGCGCAGCCCCUCUUUGAGGACGGCAUGGAGAUAGGGCAGGCUGUCGCGGGUCUGCAUGGCCUGGCUCUCGGGCAGGGACAGCUGCCACAUCAGCCAGCAGAGCACGUCGCCGGUGGUCUCGAUGCCGGCGGCCAUGUGGUCCAUGCACUCGGCGGCCAUUUGCAUGCGCGUGAGGCCGAGCGACGGGUCCUGCAGGCGGGCCAGCAGCGUGAAGCGGGCGGCCGCCGCGCCGCCCUCCGCCUUGGCGUCGCCGGCCGCACGGCUGUCGCCCACGGCCGCCAACGACGAGUCGACGGCGUCCAGCACGAUUUGCUUGGCGCGCGGGAUGGACCGCUGCGGCGGAAGCAGGCCGAGGGCGUCGGCGACGCGCUCGAGCGGGCGGCUGUAGUACUCGAGCAGGCGGCGGGCCAGGCUGUUGUCAAACGACACCUCGCGCAUAAUGGCCUCGUCGGCGGCGUCGCGCAGGGCGUCGCUGCCGUGCGGGUGGAACAGGUGGUGCGUCACGCCGUCAAAGGCGUAGCUGUGCAGCGCAAUGUACGUGUCGAGCACGCCGUCGGGGGCGGCUGCCGCCGCGCGCUGCGUGAACCGCGCCGCCCGCGCCCGGAGGCCCUGCAGCGCGUCCUCCUUGACGACGCUGGAGUUGGCGUAGCGGUCCGCCAGGAUGCGGCGGCGGCGGCUGUGCGUCUGCUUGUCGAGCGUCGAGAACAUGGUGGGCGUGCCGUACUGCCGAAACAGGUGGUAGAACUCGGUCUUGUCGUAGCCGCUGCCGUUGGACAUGUAGAUUUCCUUGAGCGCCGGCAGCGACGCGAACGCGACCUCGUUGGGCGCGAGCCGCACGACGCUGCCGUAGCGCCGGUGCAGGCCGUGGACAUACCGCGUGCGCUGGCCGCGGAACUCGUGGUACUUGAGCGGCAGGGACGACAGCACGUUGAGGCGCGGGCCGGGCACGGCGGCACCGGCCGACACGAGGCGCCGGAUGGCCGUGAGGACGGUGGCGAGGAUCGCCGCUCCGAGCAGCAGGGGGACGGAGAUGAGGGCCAUGUCUUCUAA
This is a messenger RNA of Sporothrix brasiliensis 5110, 3276 nucleotides long. RefSeq lists its product as uncharacterized. The transcript has 4 exons. The record is from RefSeq and is a predicted model, not a curated record. Gene Ontology annotation, molecular function: transcription cis-regulatory region binding; DNA-binding transcription factor activity, RNA polymerase II-specific; zinc ion binding. Gene Ontology annotation, biological process: positive regulation of transcription by RNA polymerase II. NCBI's taxonomy places the organism in Eukaryota, Fungi, Ascomycota, Sordariomycetes, Ophiostomatales, Ophiostomataceae. Gene Ontology annotation, cellular component: nucleus. Bases 1 to 3276 code for a protein of 1091 amino acids.